AUGGCCUCCAGCGCGCGGCCGAUCGUGACGGCGUCCUUGUCCAGUGCGCCCGGCGGGUCCUCAGCCGGGUGCGGCCUCCUCGGCGGCGUCGGGAGGAGGGGAAGGAGGAACGGCGACGUCGGUGUCGGAGGAAGUGCUGGUGAUGUGCUAGAGGACAAUCCUAUUGGAAGGUUGAAGGUUUUCAUCUAUGACUUGCCAAGCAAGUACAACAAGAGGAUUGUCACCAAGGAUCCGCGAUGCCUCCAUCACAUGUUUGCUGCCGAGAUAUUCAUGCAUCGUUUCUAUCUCUCUAGUGCGGUGCAAACACUCAACCCAGAAGAAGCUGAUUGGUUCUACACGCCGGUUUACACUACAUGUGAUCUUACUCCUGCUGGACUUCCGCUUCCAUUCAAGUCCCCAAGGAUGAUGAGAAGUGCAAUCCAGUUUAUUUCAAACAAGUGGCCUUUCUGGAACAGAAUUGAUGGAGCUGAUCACUUCUUUGUUGUUCCACAUGAUUUUGGUGCAUGCUUUCACUAUCAGGAAGAAAAGGCUAUCGAACGCGGAAUUCUUCCAAUGCUCCGCCGUGCUACAUUGGUCCAAACAUUUGGACAGAAGAACCACGUCUGCCUGAAAGAGGGUUCUAUCAUUAUACCGCCAUAUGCACGUCCACAGAAAAUGCAGGCUCACUUGGUAAUGACCCUGAGGGUGGGUAUUAUGCGAGGUGCCCGAGCAUCACUGUGGGAGAACUUCAAGAACAAUCUCUUUGAUAUCUCCACAGAUCACCCUGUCACUUACUACGAAGAUAUGCAGCGUGCAGUCUUCUGCUUGUGCCCACUGGGAUGGGCACCAUGGAGCCCAAGGCUGGUGGAGGCCGUGGUUUUCGGCUGCAUUCCAGUCAUCAUAGAUGAUGACAUUGUUGUACCAUUUGCUGAUGCUAUCCCAUGGGAGGACAUUGGAGUUUUUGUCGACGAAGAGGAUGUUCCGAAGCUAGAUUCAAUCCUCACUUCCAUUCCAAUCGAAGAUAUUCUCCGGAAGCAAAGAUUGCUUGCCAAUCCAUCUAUGAAGAAGGCCAUGUUGUUCCCACAGCCAGCCCAACCUAGGGACGCAUUCCAUCAGAUCCUAAACGGCCUUGCUCGCAAGUUGCCACACAUGCAGAGUGUAUACUUGCAACCAGGAGAGAAGCACCUCAACUGGACUGCUGGGCCUGCUGGAGAUCUGAAGCCUUGGUAG
This is a messenger RNA of Miscanthus lutarioriparius, 1209 nucleotides long. Lineage: Eukaryota; Viridiplantae; Streptophyta; Magnoliopsida; Poales; Poaceae. The record is from the annotation of a GenBank genome assembly.